This is a messenger RNA of Priceomyces carsonii, 975 nucleotides long. RefSeq lists its product as uncharacterized. NCBI's taxonomy places the organism in Eukaryota, Fungi, Ascomycota, Pichiomycetes, Serinales, Debaryomycetaceae. The coding region runs from base 1 to 975 and encodes 324 amino acids. Gene Ontology annotation, molecular function: fatty-acyl-CoA binding. The transcript has a single exon. The record is from RefSeq and is a predicted model, not a curated record.
AUGCAGAGGCCCAUUGGAUUCACUUUGGAAGAUGAAGGAGCCAAAAAGAAAUGGGACGCAUGGAAAAGAGAAGAGGGACUUACGAAGACUGAAGCAAAGAGAAGAUAUAUCUCUUACUUAAUAGAUACAAUGAAAGUUUAUGCUAAUGGUACUUUAGAAGCGAGGGAAUUACUUAGCGAGCUUGAGUACUUAUGGGAUCAGAUCAAAGAUUUACCACUUCCCUCUACAGAAGAAGGCGAAGAAGAGAGCCAUCUCCCAUUGCCGAGUCAUUCGCCUCUGUUUUCUGCUGCUCAAUCGGACAGAUAUUCAACGAUGACUCCCAGUAUCUCGAAUCAACAAUACAGGAAUAAUUUGCAGAAAAUAUAUUCACACUCCAGGCGAAAUACACUAUCCAUUAAUGAUUACGUACAGCAGCAGCGAGACCAGCAAAAGAAUUACCUCCAAAGAGCGGGUCUAGGACCUGGUUCUACAUAUUCAUUACCCGUCGACGAGAAUAGGCUCCCAAUACAAGGUGCAUCUCAUUCGGUACCUCCUCAAUUGACGCCUGGUAAUAUUGCCUCUUUGGAGGAUUUCAAAACUUGGCAAGGUGAAAUUAAUCUAAUCAUCAAUAAACUUUCUAAAGAGUAUUUGUAUAACCCUGAAAGAAGACGCGAAGGUGAAUCAGAAAACAGCUCAGAGGAUUUGCCUAACACGAAAGAAAGAUUGCAACGUCGCAUGAUAAAUGUAUUGAAAUUCAUAGGCUUGAAUGGUUUAAGAAUGAUCAAGAGUUUUUCAUUUAGCUUACUUGCUCUUUUGUUCAUUCUCUGGGUACUUAAGAAAAAUGUGGUGGUGAGAAGAACUUUUGUAGUUCAGCCAGGAAACCAACAUACUAAACUGAAAAGAGAUCUAGUGAUCAACAUGACAUUGAAUACUCGCGAUAACAAAUGGUUCAUAAGGAUUUUGAACCUUUUGAACCGCUUUGUUGGGUUUGUAUAA